This is a messenger RNA of Culex pipiens pallens (northern house mosquito), 2970 nucleotides long. RefSeq lists its product as uncharacterized. NCBI's taxonomy places the organism in Eukaryota, Metazoa, Arthropoda, Insecta, Diptera, Culicidae. Bases 969 to 2888 code for a protein of 639 amino acids. The transcript has 4 exons. The record is from RefSeq and is a predicted model, not a curated record.
AAUCUUACGCGAGCUGUCAAACGUGACGGUCGAGUUUUUCGUCGUGCUGCUUCUUUGUCGUGUCGCGCGGGUCGUCGUUUUGCAAGUCCCUCAAGCAGAUCUUACGGGAAGACGUUCACGUGCCGGGGACAAGGCGAGGCCGGAACGCGUCAUCGCGAAGCAAACCGGAAGUGGCAGUUUUGGGGUCGGAUUUGGAAGCCUUUUCGGGUGCGUGUAGUGUUGUUGAGGUUCCGCUGGAGGAUUCGUUUUUUUUCCAAAAAGUGGCCACAUUAGUGAGAGUUACGUGGUCGCAAAACAAAAGUUAAACGAAGCUUCAAAAACGAUGUGGUCGAGAUCUGGCCGAGAGUAGCCAACCAGCAAGGGGCAGGAAUCGCAUUUUUUUCUUCUUCCGUCAUCAGUGGCCAUCAUCAACCGUCAUCGACGACGACCGCACUUGUGAGCCAGGCUCGGCGGUUGCCACGGGCAGGCGGAGAGGAGAAGGCCUUGGUUUCCGUCAUCGUCAUUGAAAAGAGCGCGCGCGGCGGAGGUUGUGCCUCGUCGUCGUCGUAACACACGGCCAACUGCGACGAGACACACAGCGGCUAAACGAGUCAAGACUUGGCCUGCUGCGCCCAGCGGCAGCAGUUGUGUGUUUUGUCCGCUCGUGAAGGUUUUUACGGUGUGAGUCUGGUGAUCUGGCCAUCGAGUUAGGCCGUCGUGUGUAGUAGCUUCGAGAAGAGAAGGGGACUACUCCGUGGACAACACGCGCGUGGUUGUUGGUUGAGUGUUGCUUCUCGUUGCGAGGAUAGGGAGAACCUUCGAAGAGUGUAUAGAAUAUCGCGUGUGAGGAAGAAUCCUUUUUGAAUCGCAGUGACGAGGAAGAUCGGUUCCUGCAUUGAGAUCUACCAAGAACUUGACAAAGCUUCACGUGAAGCAAGAUCUAUAUUAAACCUCCAAAAACCAGUGAUUCACCCCACUUAACGCACAAAAUGUCCAUCUCGUCGGUCAAACUCGAGGACACCGGUUCGGACGCGGAACGUGCCGCGGCCGCCACACUGAACGGCCCCUCGAUCCCAGCGCUCAGCGAAAGCAGCGAGGUCGCGGUGCUACGGGAAGAAAACUGCCGCCUCAUGACCACCCUGCUGGAGUACAAGAAAACGCUGGAAAACACCAAACUGCGGUACGGUUCGGUGAAGAAGGACUAUUAUGCUGCCAAGAAGCGCCUCAAACGGCUCGCCGAUAAGGUGGGCCAAUCUGUGGGCGGUGACAGCGAGAGUCGGGAGAGCACUCCGACCAGUUGUGUUCAGCCGGCGGUGGCGGCCCCGGUUGACGAUGAAAUCCGGAAAAAGUGGAAGGAACCGAACGUGAAGGCGGCGCUGAAGUUGAAGGCCGCCAUCGGGGUGGCCGCGUACCAGUCGUUGAUCCGGGACGGUGAGUUGGCGCUGCCCAGUUUGCGAACGAUGUCGCGUUACGUGGACGCCCUGAAACGGGCCGGGUUGAAGCCGAACUAUGACUUUAACGUGCGAGACGAUGGGACGGAUUUGGCCGGGGGAAGGAUGUUUGAGGACGAGGACGACGAGGAUAGCCGGGAGGUGGAUCACAACCGGAACCAGCAGCAGGUUGGUGCAAACAAGCAGCACCUGCCGCAGCAGCAGCAGCAGUCGCGGGACGUGUCGGAUGCGGAGGAUCCCGUCAACUUCACUGCCGUUCCGGACAUCAGCUAUUACCGUGGCAAGAUGGAGGUGGACGACACGGACGAAAUGGACGACGACGAUCAGCCGGAGAUGUACCACCACCAGAACGGUGACACCAACGGCGGAGGAGUGCAAGUGUAUCGACCCCAUCCGAACCAGCACACGGUCCACAACCAGCAGCAGCAGCAGCAAACGCUCACCAGCGGGCACAUCGAAUUCCUCAAGCAGAUGACGGGCUUCCGCAAAAAGUGGACCCCCUUCGAACUGCGCACGUGCAUGGACAUCCGGCGAAUCAUCGGAAGCAAGGAGUACGAUUCGCUGCGCAAGAACGACGGAAUGCCGCUGCCGAGUGCGAAAACGCUGCGAAAGUACAAACACACGGUCCAUCUGGACGGGGUGGACGUCAUGAGCCGGAAGCGCAACUUUAAGGAGAUGGUGGACGGAGUGGUUCCGGGGAUGCCAAACGGAAACGGCAUGAACGGGCUCGCGGGCUACGGCAACGACGCGGACGACAUCCUGAACGCCGAAGAGCCGGAAGGAUUCUUCGACAUCAACGGAUUGACCGAGGAACAAAUCGACUUCCUGCAAUCGCUGUCGAGCAAUACCAAAGGGUUCUCCGAUUUCGAGCUGCAAAAGACGCUCGAGCUCAAAAACGAGCUGGGCGGUCACAACUACGAAAUUCUCCGCAAGCAGGAGUGCCUUCAAGUGCCAACCCUCGCAAUGCUGAAAAAGUACGAACAGGAAAACGGCCUCGAAGACCUCUCCGCCAUGGUGGUCGUCGAAGACGUCGACGAAGAAGACGACGCAGAACCCGAACAAGAACCCGAGCUCGACCAAGAGUACGACAACGAGUUUGCCCUCCCCCCGGACCACUUUGGCCCGCUGGACAUGAUGAACGGCGGCGGCGGCGGCACCGGCGAGGACUCACACAUGGGCAUCUUCGAGCACCAUUCCAUCUUCGAUCGGGACGACGCCUCGUCCACCACGUUCGACAUGGGCAAACUGUCCCAGCAGCACGUCGAGUUUCUCAACACGCUGCCGGAGAACCCGAAGCGGUGGACGACCGAGAUGAUCAACUCGGCGCUGGACAUCAAGAACGAGAUCGGCACCCGCGACUACGAGCUGCUCCGGCGGCAGGGCAUUCCACUGCCGGCGGCCCGCACCUUGCGAAGGCACAAGGACAUCAAGACGCGCGUGGAAGGGGAUGUGGUUUGAGCGUAGACUUUUAAGAGUUAGUGCGAGGUACCUGUAUAUUGUAGCUUAGAGAUGAUGUGUGUACAUAUGAAAUAACGUCAAA